This is a messenger RNA of Aspergillus clavatus NRRL 1, 282 nucleotides long. Its product is annotated as NADH dehydrogenase [ubiquinone] 1 beta subcomplex subunit 7. Lineage: Eukaryota; Fungi; Ascomycota; Eurotiomycetes; Eurotiales; Aspergillaceae. Bases 1 to 282 code for a protein of 93 amino acids. The transcript is spliced from 3 exons. Gene Ontology annotation, cellular component: mitochondrion. The record is from RefSeq and is a predicted model, not a curated record.
AUGACCGUCGUCGAGUCAGUAAAGAGCGCCGUUGGGCUUGCGGAGAGCACCUCGGCUACUCGUCAAGAAAUGUCCGAUGCCCGUCUUCCUCUUCAAUAUCGCGAUUCUUGCGCCGGCCUCCUGAUCCCAUUGAACCGAUGCCGACAGCAGGAGUACUACCUUCCGUGGAAGUGCGAGGAGGAGAGACACAGCUACGAAAAGUGCCAAUAUGAGGAGUUCAAGAAGCGCGUCGCCAAGAUGGACGAACUCCGAGCUGCAAAGGACGGUGCCCGGAGCAAUUGA